AUGGGAAAUAAAGAAACCUUCAAGGAGGAAGCCUUGUUGGGGAGCACAGAAGAAGGAACCAAUUUUGACCAAGCUAUGUUCCCUGUGAUGGAGACCUUCGAAAUCAAUGAUCCAACACCCAAGAAGAGAAAUGGAGGGGCCUUUUGCUUGGUAGUCAUAGCCAUCCACCUGACCCUGCUCACGGCAGCUGCCACCCUGCUGUUUGUUCUAGUUCUCAAUCUGCAGGAGCAGGUCCUGUUCCUGGAUAUGUCCUUAAGCAAUGGGACACCAGCUGCGGAGGACAAGUCAUUCUUCUGGCGACAGCUGGCAUAUCCCAAAACACACCCGCUACUACCCGGGCUGCAGGCCCUGAAGGUUCACCUUACUCAGUUCCACACCAACCAGGAGCAAUUGCUUCAGCGGGUUGAUAACAUGACUCGGAAUCCAGAGCUGUUCCGGAUGAAGGGUGAACGAGGCUCCCCAGGUGUCCCAGGACCUCAGGGCCCACCAGGCAUCAAGGGAGAAGCAGGCCUCCAGGGACUCACGGGUGCACCAGGGAAACAAGGAGCAAUGGGUGCCCCAGGACCUCAAGGAGAGAAGGGAAGCAAAGGUGACAAAGGUCUCAUUGGCCCCAAGGGGGAGCAUGGCACCAAGGGAGACAAAGGGGAUCUAGGCCUUCCAGGGAGCAAAGGGGACAUGGGCAUGAAAGGAGACAGAGGGGUCAUGGGGGCCCCUGGCGCCCAGGGAAAUAAAGGAGACCCUGGGAAACCAGGCCUACCAGGUUUGGCUGGGUCUCCUGGAGUCAAAGGUGAUCAAGGACAACCUGGAGUGCAGGGUGUUCCAGGCCAUCCUGGUGCAGCAGGACCUUCAGGUGCCAAGGGUGAACCAGGCCGCAUGGGUCCUCCUGGGGCAACAGGACCUCCAGGGAUCCCCGGGAUUCCAGGGGCUGCAGGUGUGAAAGGAAGCAAAGGGGACACAGGAAUUCAAGGACAGAAAGGCACAAAAGGAGAAUCAGGAGUCCCAGGCUUUGCAGGCAGAAAGGGAGACACUGGAAACCCUGGGCUGGCAGGCCCCAAAGGAGAACCUGGGCAACCCGGCCUGAAGGGAAGCCCUGGGAUAAAAGGGUCUCCCGGCCAGCAAGGACAGAAGGGAGAGAAGGGCCAAAAAGGCGAAUGGGUCCCGACCCUAUUUGUCCGGAUCGUGGGUGGCACCAGUAGAGGCCGAGCUGAAGUUUUCUAUAACAAUGCCUGGGGGACAAUCUGCGAUGAUGACUGGGAUAAUAGCGAUGCCACUGUCUUCUGCCGCAUGCUCGGUUACUCCAGUGGGAAAGCACUUUCCAGCUACGGAGGUGGCACUGGGAACAUCUGGCUGGAUAAUGUGGGUUGUCUGGGGACAGAGAACAGUUUGUGGAGCUGCACGAAGAGCAACUGGGGCUCUCACAAUUGCAACCAUAAUGAAGACGCAGGUGUGGAAUGCCGCUGA
Molecule: messenger RNA, 1461 nt
Organism: Chionomys nivalis (European snow vole)
Lineage: Eukaryota; Metazoa; Chordata; Mammalia; Rodentia; Cricetidae
Gene: Marco
Product: macrophage receptor with collagenous structure
Exons: 16
Coding region: 1-1461 (486 amino acids)
Cellular component (GO): membrane
Source: RefSeq, a predicted model, not a curated record